This is a messenger RNA of Drosophila hydei, 2746 nucleotides long. RefSeq names its product conserved oligomeric Golgi complex subunit 1 (gene Cog1). Bases 80 to 2734 code for a protein of 884 amino acids. Gene Ontology annotation, biological process: intra-Golgi vesicle-mediated transport. NCBI's taxonomy places the organism in Eukaryota, Metazoa, Arthropoda, Insecta, Diptera, Drosophilidae. Gene Ontology annotation, cellular component: Golgi apparatus; COG complex. The transcript has 5 exons. The record is from RefSeq and is a predicted model, not a curated record.
CUUGCACAAUAAUUGUUAUCGUAGUUAUCGAAUUAGAAAAGCCGAAAGAAUUUAACACUUUGUGGAUAAUAAGAAAUAAAUGAGCGCUGAUCUACUGCAAUUAGACGUGGACACGCUGUUCGAACAGCACGGCGUGUCCGAGAUCGAUGAUGUGCAGAAGAAAAUCCAAACAGUUGUGGAAAAUAAGCGCGAAGAGCUGCGCACCAUGGUCGGCGAACGCUACCGGGACUUACUCAAGGCUGCCGACACCAUAGCAGCCAUGCAGACAUCGGCAGGCACACUCAUCGAGCAGGUCCAUUGCGUCCAGGGCAAUUGUCGCAGCCUCAACGAACAGCAAUUGCUGGGCUUCAAGACCACGCCCACCGAUACCGAAGUGUUGCUCCAUAAGCGCGCGGUGAGCAAGCAGCUAAGCAACUACUACAGCACCAUGGUUCAGAUCAAACUACUGAGCAGCUUGCCAGAGCUGAUUUGGACGCACAUUGACCGGGAGCAGUUCUAUGCAGCCACAGAACUCUUCAUAUUCAGUAGACACAUAAGCACGGGUCUACAGCUCGAUGCGAAGAAUACGCUGAUGCAGCGGCUGCCUGUGGCACUGAAGCAAUGGGAAAUCCUACGUCCAUUUCAUAUAACCAUCAAACAGGCGGUGCUCGGAGUGCUGGAGCGUGAGCUACUCACCGCCGACAUAGCGGUCGAUUGCAUGUUGAGCCUGCUGCUGCUGGACAAAUGCGAUUUGGACCAGGUGCUGCAAACGUUUCUGCAGCUACGGUCCACAGCCUAUUUUAACUGCCUGCAGAGCCAGGGAAGCGAUGCCGAAAAGGACAAACCGAGGCGAGUCAAGGAACGCAUUUUGGCCAGCUUGCAUAUACUAAACGGCACCAUUGAGCUCCUUGACACCUGUUUGUUAGCUAAUGGUCUGCUUUUCAAACGUUUGGCGGAGUGUGUGGCGCCGACUGCGGCGCCCAGUAUUAAUCGCAUGGAUAGCAGCGAUCGGCAGUUAGCGCAUCUGCUACCCGACAUUAUAGCUGGCUAUAAGCCGCAGUUUGAGAAGCCAAAAUUAUUGCCAGAGCAGAUGUGCGAUGCACUGUUAAAGUGGAUGUCCAAAAUUAACAGCUUGGCGGACAAGCAGCUACAGCCCAUCUUUGGGCUGGUCAGCAGCAUGCAGACCAUACAGGAUAUCAAGUUGGCAGCGGGCACCACGGUCAAGCGUGACUAUGCCCAUCUGGAGCAGCAGUUAACGCUGCCGCAAGCUCAGUUGGAUUUUUACACACUGAAGUAUAUGCCGUUGAUCAAUGCACGCGUUCGGGAGAUCAUACGCAGUAGCUGGGUAGCAGCAAUGCAGCAGACCUACAAAGACGUGGUCAAGCUCGUCGAGAACAUUAGCCAACCCACACCAAUGCAAAUCUGGCGAGAGCAGAGUGAUGAUCUACCGUUGAGUCUAGCUGCCGCGCUUAGUGAUCAGCCAAAACGUUUGGCCAACCGCACCAAGGGCUACGAAGCGGCCACCAUUACACUUUGUGCUCAAUUCGACACGCAGUUAGCAUCCAUUGUUCAGGAGCUGAAUGUGCUGCUACAGGAACAAACAACACGCGCCGAGGAUAAAUUGGCGUUGAUAAAUUUUCUGCGCGAGACAGCGGAGCAGCAGAUGACGAGCUAUCUGACUCAACUGAAGACGCUGCGUCUGCAGGAACGUCAAGCUCUUUUGCAGGCGCUGCGCAAUACGCUGGCCUUGAUCGAGCUGUGCCCUCAUCUUAAACUGUGUUUCUGCCAGCCCAGCAGCUGGCGUCAAUGGGCGGGAAAUUUGACAGUUGCUGGUGCUGAGCAUUGGCAGCGUUUGUGUGCACUGAUCGAGGAGGAGCUGCUUCAAUUCUGGCAGCUCAUUGUCGAUGAUAUACUGGCCUCUCACAGCUGCACGGAGAAGCUGCCACAGACCAUUACACACGAUGUUGUCCUGCGCGACUUUGCUCUCUGGCAAACAUUGACUUUGGAGCAGCGCGAUGAGGAGCAUGAUCAGAGUGUGCAGUCCACCAUACGUAUACCCAGCCAGCCACGUCUCUCGCUCCAAACGUAUUUGCACCAAUUGAUUCACGUGCUAAAUAAUGCUGUACCACAAACGCUGCCAUCUAAAGUGCUUCAGGCCUUUAAUCAAAAGCUACUCGCCCAGCUCUUGGCCCACUACGAGCAACUGUCAGCAGCGCAGUGCACCAAAGACAGUCAAAACAUUGCGCUGCAGCUGUACUUCGAUCUUAAGUUUCUGGAGCGUGUGUUUGCCGUGAAUCGCGAGGACCGCAGUCUCUAUGAACGAUUCCAUGGGCUGCAGCGCAGUCUACGCGACUGCAUCGAUCCAUUUGAUUUUGAGCUGUUCGCCGAGCACAUAACCACGCAUGUUUCUCGUUCUGCGGCGCGUCUGCAUGGCGAACUUGGUGUCCUUACGCCGCCUCAUGAUAGCACGCAAGUAGCAAAUGCUAGUUCGCUGUCACAUGAGGCUGAUCCCAAUGUGCUCUGUCUAAGUUCAUCCGGCUCCACUUCGCUCUGGUUCCCAUUGCUGCCUAUUGUCAUGCCGCAGGCGGCAGCAUCAGCAACUCUUCCUGUCGAACGCAAAUCCAAUGCCACGGAAUCAGACAAGGGGGCAACGACACCAACGCGCAAGCCAGGCACACGCAAAAACGAUGCGAGCAGCAAAUCCAAGUCGGGCGCCGCCUCCUUCUUUGGCAUGUCCCAGGAGUGGUUCCGUUAGAGCCGUUUGCCA